AUGGAGCCGGAGACAAAGAAAGUGAAACUUGACGAUGAUCCGGAGCCGACUGGUUGGUUCGAUAUGCCAUAUGAGAUGAGAGAAAUUGUGAUAAAUCAUAUGAGUUUGCAAGCAAAAGGAAUGUUCGCACAAAUUUCACAACAAUGUUUGGAAGAAGUUCAAUUAUCGAACAAUCUCAAUGCUUUUUGCUUGGAAAUAGAGGAUAUAGGUAGUAAAAAAUACGAUAAUAUAUGUAUUGAUAUAACUACUGAUGAUAAUUCUCUCGAACUUUUCACAGUUUGUAACACAUCGAUGGCGCCGGAAUAUGAGAAGACAUUGGCGAAUUUUCGAAUUGCAGGAAAAGUGUUUGGAGUGGAUUCAAGGGAAAAAAUGAGAGAAUUUAUACUGCAAAAUUUUCGUGGUUUAUGGAUGAUUUUGAAGAGUAGCUUGAGACAAUUGAUGAUUGAAAUGGUGAGUGAGAAAACAAAAAGAUUUCAAAAGUUUAACUAAAUAUUAUUUAGGAUGAUUUUCCUUACGAUCAAAUGAAACUUGGAAAUUUGAACGGUUUGGACACAAUCCACCUUUCCGCGAAUACAAAAAACAAUCAAAUUGAUCCGAUUCGCUCAGGUUUCAUCGAUAUCGAGCAACUUCGCCUUGUUAAAUUAAAAAUAUUCCUCCCAAGUCCUACAAUUGAUCAAAUAUUUCAAUUGACGGCUGAAUCUAUUGAAGUUGGUUAUGACGGUGGUGAACUUUAUGAUCUUGAUCAAAUUAUUGAUCGAAUUAUUAAUGAGGAGCUUGAUGAAAAUGUCAGUUAUAUCACAAUUAGACCAAAACAGUGUGUUGACAAGAUUUCGGGAAUUUGUGCAAAAAAGACAAUUUGGUGGGUUUAGUAAAAGACUUCUUCUUGACAUUUUCUGUUUUCAGGAGUUCUACCGAGAUGUUUUUGGUGAAAAGAAUGGAUAAAGCGGUGAAAAUCACUGAUUUCCCAUUUGGACUCGAAAUUCAAACCGAAGUUUGGACUGGGAUCGAUGAACGCAACAUUUGGCCCAUUUCAUAA
Molecule: messenger RNA, 1036 nt
Organism: Caenorhabditis angaria
Lineage: Eukaryota; Metazoa; Nematoda; Chromadorea; Rhabditida; Rhabditidae
Source: the annotation of a GenBank genome assembly